This is a messenger RNA of Acromyrmex echinatior (Panamanian leafcutter ant), 457 nucleotides long. RefSeq lists its product as uncharacterized. The record is from RefSeq and is a predicted model, not a curated record. Lineage: Eukaryota; Metazoa; Arthropoda; Insecta; Hymenoptera; Formicidae.
CAAACCCGUCUAACACACUGGUCUUUAAUAGUAUCUCGUCGGUGGCCCAUGCCCUAGUUUCCAUCCAACCGAGGGUUUAAUCCGGAUCAGAAUAUACUUGUUACAUGAUUUUUACGCUCGCACAUAACUCCAAAAAAUGAUUAAAAAAUUGUUGGAACAAUUGUUCUUAAGAAACAAAGUAAAAAACAAACAAGAAGCCUUGUACUUUAGACGAAAACUCGCGAUAAUUUAUGCUAUCGUGGGAUGGAAUACGUUUGGUAUUCUGUUUUAUAAAAUUGUAAAACAUAAAAUCCCAGAAGACCCUACAGAACGAAGAAUGUCUUAUGGACUUUUAAGUGAGAAACCUAGUAGUAUGCGUGUAUAUCAAAUAACAGGACUGACAGUCACCAAUGAUUUUGAUAUUGCAUACAAGGAUAUUACUCAGGAAAAAGAGAAUAAUGAAGAAGAAUGAAAAAUA